AUGGCAUUGGUGUUCUCCGCUGAGGAUCCAUGUCUUGUCAUUUUGUAUUUUCGCCGUGUCUUGUAUCCUUGCCCUCCAUCGGCGGUUGCUGAAAUAUGA
Molecule: messenger RNA, 99 nt
Organism: Sclerotinia sclerotiorum 1980 UF-70
Lineage: Eukaryota; Fungi; Ascomycota; Leotiomycetes; Helotiales; Sclerotiniaceae
Exons: 1
Coding region: 1-99 (32 amino acids)
Source: RefSeq, a predicted model, not a curated record